Molecule: messenger RNA, 1473 nt
Organism: Vicia villosa (hairy vetch)
Lineage: Eukaryota; Viridiplantae; Streptophyta; Magnoliopsida; Fabales; Fabaceae
Exons: 1
Coding region: 1-1473 (490 amino acids)
Molecular function (GO): RNA binding
Source: RefSeq, a predicted model, not a curated record
AUGAAGAACCAAACUGGCGGAGGGUGGCAAGAGGUCAGGAGGAAGGGGAGGUCUGCAAAUUUUAGUAGCAGGUGGGAUAUCCUGAGAAAUUCUACAGAAGGCUCCAAGGGUGUUAUCACUUCAUUCUUCAUAACAAACUUUGACAACAGAUGGAGAGCCAGGGACCUUUUCUUCGAAUUCAAGGACCUAGGUGUGGUGGACGAAAUUGUAAUUCCACCUAAGAAGGACUGGAGAGGCGAGAAGUACGGUUUCAUGAGAUUCGCAGAGGUUGAAAAUGUCGGAUUAUUGGAGGUUAAAUUGGACAACUUGUGGCUCGAAGGAAGAAAGUUAAAGGCCAAUGUGUCUAAGUUUAAAAGGAAGGAUCUGAAGGAGGAUAACCUGGAGAAGAGAAAAGUGUUCUCUAAAGGCAAUGUAGUAGGUAAUGAAGAAGGUUUAACCAAAGGCUUUCAAAAGGAAGCGGGGAGGUAUGGAUUCUCAAGAAGGGCAGGAGGGGUUGACGAGCAUAACAAGCAGUUCAGAUCGUAUGCGGAUACAGUGAUAAACAAACCUCUGCAAUUCAACAAUCACAAGGGGAUAAACCUGAAGUUAUCCAAUCAGAACCUAAAAACAGGGGAGGCAAGCAAUAAGGAGGAGGAAACAUUCAAAACUUUUAUCUAUAGCUCUAGCCUAGAGGAGCAAAACAAAUACCGGAAAGCUAUGGUGGGAAUAGCAAGAUCACCUGGUAUGGCUUUCGGUGUUAGUAAAAGUCUCUUGGCCGAGGGCAUAUUCACAGUGGUAGCUACCCCUUUGGGCCCAAAUCUCUGCCUGUUGGAAGAAACGGUGGAUGGAGAUCUGGAUAGGUUAUUGUCGGAAGCUUGGGUUUGGAAAGACAGAUGGUUCAAGGAGGUGAGGAAGUGGCAGAAGAAAGACGUUGAAUGCUUCAGAUCUGUGUGGGUGUCCAUUUUCGGAAUUCCAUGCUUUGUGAGGAAUAGAAGAUUUUGUGAGCUUCUCCUUUCUGACAUUGGGGUUGUGGCCAAUGGAGAGAUUUUGGAGGAACAACAACUAAGGAUGGAUGUUACUAAUCUGAUGAUCUUCACGGACAAAUUGGAUACGAUUAACCUAAAAAUCGCGGUUUUCAUAGAUGGUGAGACUUUCCACUGUUUGGUGAAGGAAGACGCGACGGUGAGGGUGGGAGAUAUGGAUGGUUCGACGGUGGCUUCGGAGGAUGAUGAGUGGUCGGAACCGGAGUCUUGCUCGGAGGUGCGGGUAAAGGUGGAUCGAACGGCGAGGUGCGAAAAACAGGUUGAUUUUCCGGCUCCGGUAGGGGGCGAGGGCAACGGUGCAAUCGAUGGUGACCCUUCGGUCUGUGUCAGAAGUGGAGAGAGAAGGUGUUCAGAGAAGCAGCAUGUAAAGGUUGAUGUGAAAGGGGUCAAGGAUGUAAGUCACAAAAGGAACGAUUUAGAGCUUGAAGGUGGUUUGCAGAGUAGAUCAUAG